Molecule: messenger RNA, 936 nt
Organism: Penicillium cataractarum
Lineage: Eukaryota; Fungi; Ascomycota; Eurotiomycetes; Eurotiales; Aspergillaceae
Exons: 2
Coding region: 1-936 (311 amino acids)
Biological process (GO): retrograde vesicle-mediated transport, Golgi to endoplasmic reticulum
Cellular component (GO): SNARE complex; endoplasmic reticulum
Molecular function (GO): SNAP receptor activity
Source: RefSeq, a predicted model, not a curated record
AUGGCAGUCUCGGCAUUCCCUUCAAUGGAGGAAUCUCCUGAUCUCACCCUCCUCAACGUGGCACGACUCUUCACCCGACUGGAACACAACCUACUCUCCCCCGGUUCGGAGCUCCGCACCCUGCGCAAGUCUGAGCUCCAGCGUUUGCGAGUAUCCAAGAACGUCGACUAUGCCCGCACCCUACUAUCCCAACUAGAACGCUCCCUCCCACAAAUCAAACCACUCGACCGGCGAUACGAAGCGCAGGCUGAAAUUGCGCGAGAUCGACAGCUGCUCAAGCGUAUGCAAAGUGUCCUCGACGAGGAAGAGUCCCGUGCCGAAGAGGACGACGAUGUCGAGGACGAAGUCGACGAUGAAUGGAAGGAGUUAUUCUCGAAACCAAUGGCCGUUGAAUCGGCCGAGGCACCUAUCACCGAAGAAUCCAAAACUAUCGCGACGGAACCUACAACUACCCCAAUGCCACCAACUGCAUCAACACCAACACCAACACCCACGCCCAGCACAACAAUCCCACCAUCAACCCUCCGCAAUCGCAACACCCCCCAAACCAAAGCCCCUCCAUCUCCCCCCGCAAAAACAACCGGCUUCACCAAAGACACCACCUCAUCCUCCACAAAAGAAGAAGCCCUCUCAACCUCGCGCCUCGAACAAGAAGACCUAACAAGCUCCCUCCUCAGCCUAGCAAGCCAACUCAAAGCCUCAACGCAACUCUUCCAAUCGACACUCGAAAACGAAAAGUCCGUGCUAGACCGUGCAGUCUCGGGCAUUGACAAGACGAGUAGUACCAUGGAAGCUGCGGGGCAGCGGAUGGGAAUGUUGAGGCGGAUGACGGAGGGGAAGGGGUGGUGGGGGCGGAUGAUGCUUUAUGGGUGGAUUUUUGGGUUGUGGGUUGUUGCGGUGUUGAUUGUUUUUGUUGGGCCUAAGUUGAGGUUUUGA